Drosophila busckii is the source of this 1098-nucleotide messenger RNA. Its product is annotated as 27 kDa glycoprotein. Bases 37 to 981 code for a protein of 314 amino acids. The transcript has 2 exons. NCBI's taxonomy places the organism in Eukaryota, Metazoa, Arthropoda, Insecta, Diptera, Drosophilidae. The record is from RefSeq and is a predicted model, not a curated record.
CCUCACUUGACUGCAGUUGGACGCGCUUUAUACAAAAUGAACAGCUACGCAUUGCUUGGAGUUUGCCUGCUGGCCAGCCUGGGCGCCUUUUGGCUGGAGGUGGCGCAAGCGAAUCCCAGUCCGAACAUGAAAAUGGAUACGAGUCAGCUGGAGAGCAUGACGGCAAAGUUUUUGCCACCAGAAUUUCGCAAUACAAAUGUUAGCAUGGCGGAAAUUCAGCGCGUCUAUCGCGAAAAGUGCAAGAAGGCAACCGGCGUGGACAACUCCACGCUCUAUGUGGAGAUUGAGAAGGCGGCCAGCAAGCUGAGCGCCUGUUUGAGCGGCGUGGCCAAUUUGACGGCACUGCAGCUGGAAAUGGAAAAGGCGCGUCCCAUUGGCGAGCUGGACACAGUGUUCCACAAAUACUGCACGCGUGUGCCCCAAGCGGAAGCCUGCGUCAAGGCAUUCAACGAGAAGGUGCGUCCUUGCCUAACGACCGAGGAGCUGCAGCAUCAGGCGACAAUGAUGCGCAUUGCCAACUCGCUCUUGGGCUUUGCCUGCGCACGUGGCGGUGAUCAGAUUGCGCUAUUUGUUGCCGAGCAGGGACCGGAGUGUCUGGAUGCCAACAAGGAGGCCAUCAAUAAUUGCCUCAAUCGUUCGUUCCAUCAGUAUUUGCCCAAGGAUGGCCAAAUGCCCGAUUUGAUGAAUCGUCCCGAAAUCUUCUUCUCGCCCACGCACUGCGUCGAUCUUCAGGCCUUCGAGGCGUGCACGCUGCAUCAUCUGGAGCAGUGUCGUGACAUUACGCCCGCCAAUAUUGUUCAGUCCGUAUUUCGCUUUGUCAAAAACGAAACCGAGUGCCAGGCCUGGAUGGACGCCAAGGCCAAUGAGCAGCCCGUGCUGCUGCUUGCCGGCAACAGCACUCGAGGAGGAGCUGGCGCCCUAGUCAGCAGCUUGCUGGGCACAUUAGGCUUAAGUCUCACUGCCUUAUUGCUACACAACUAGCCACACACACACACACACACACACAAACACACACACACAUGUAUUACUUCAUAUCAACUUUGCUCGUAUUCAUCAUUCAUUUAUUAAUAUGUUAUAUAUGAACUUGAUAUUGUUUUU